GAGGUCACCGCUGCCUUCAGACAGAAGUUCUAUAUGAAAACAGCUGCAACGGGUAUUUUGUGAUCUUACACUAGAGCAACGUUUGAGGACAUUUGGAGUUAGAUUCAUGGCACCAAUUUUACUUAACUGCAUGGGGAAUGACCACAAUGAGUAUAUCAAACAGCAGGUCCAAGUUAAAAAUCCCUACUUGGACGCCAUGGAGGAGGACAUUCUCUACCACUUAAAUUUGGGCACCAAGACUCACAACCUUCCAGAAAUGUUUGGUGACAUUAAGUUUGUGUGUGUUGGCGGCAGUGCCAAUCGCAUGAAGGCUUUCGCCCAGUUCAUCCACCAGGAGUUGAAGCUUCCUGGAAACCCAGAAGAAGUCAGAGACAUCUGUGAGGGAACUGACCGCUACUGCAUGUAUAAAGUAGGACCAGUGCUCUCCAUAAGUCAUGGGAUGGGGGUUCCUUCCAUCUCCAUCAUGCUUCAUGAACUCAUCAAGCUCCUGCACCAUGCCCAGUGCCGAGAUGUUAUCCUUUUUCGCCUCGGAACGUCUGGUGGAGUGGGUCUGGCACCAGGAACGGUGGUGAUUACAGAUAAGGCGGUGGACUACUCCUUCCGCGCCCAGUUCGAGCAGGUGGUCCUGGGUAAGGUGAUCACCAGGAGUACGGAGCUGGAUGAAGGGGUGGCCAGUGAACUUCUGCAGUGCUCUUCUGAGCUCCAGAACGUUCCAACUGUGAUUGGGAACACCAUGUGCACCCACGACUUCUAUGAAGGUCAGGGCCGGCUUGACGGGGCUCUCUGCUCCUUCUCCCAUGAAGAAAAGCUAGAGUAUCUGAGGAAAGCUCAUGAGGCUGGAGUGCGAAAUAUUGAAAUGGAGUCCACGGUUUUUGCUGCCAUGUGCCGUGUCUGUGGGCUCAAAGCUGCUGUGAUCUGUGUGACACUGCUGAACCGCUUCGAAGGAGACCAAAUCACCUCCCCUCAUGACGUUCUGGUUGAGUACCAGCAGAGACCUCAGGCACUGGUGUCCCACUUCAUCAAGAAACGCCUGGGACAUAUUGUCUGAAACACCUGCGUCAUCCAUCACAAGCUUCUCACAUAGAAGCCAGACAACAAUGUAUAUACUGUAGCUUAUGUGGAUAUGUGUAUAUACUUUAUCUAAGAUGUUAAUAUUAGUAUUAGAUACUUAUUUAAAUGUUCUAAUUCCUUUGAUAAGUAUUUUGUAAGUAUGUAUUGCUUAUUUUGAUAUUUAAUACUUAUUGAGAGAAGUGAUUUUGUUCUUAGGAGGUAAGAAGCUGAGAGAGUUCAUUCCUCAAAUGUACAGUAAAUUCAAAUGACUACUUAUUGAGUAUUAUAAACAAUCAAUAAGAGCUAUUAGAUACUUUGAGAUGUCAUUUUAUUCCAAUCAAAUGUUUAUCAUCACUCUAAGACAAUGUAUUAAAUUGCAUUGCUCAAACAAUAAAACUACAAUAAAAGAUG
Betta splendens (Siamese fighting fish) is the source of this 1461-nucleotide messenger RNA. It is a transcript of the gene upp2, whose product is annotated as uridine phosphorylase 2. The transcript has 7 exons. Gene Ontology annotation, molecular function: uridine phosphorylase activity. Gene Ontology annotation, biological process: nucleotide catabolic process; uridine catabolic process. The record is from RefSeq and is a predicted model, not a curated record. Gene Ontology annotation, cellular component: cytosol; cytoplasm. Lineage: Eukaryota; Metazoa; Chordata; Actinopteri; Anabantiformes; Osphronemidae. The coding region runs from base 107 to 1048 and encodes 313 amino acids.